AUGAUUUCGUUGCGAAAUGUGAGCAAAGAUUUCGGCGCCGGAAGAGGUGUUAAACACAUGUCUUUGGAUAUAUUGAGUCAACAAAUCACUUGUCUGUUGGGACACAACGGCGCCGGAAAGACCACAACAAUGAAUAUGAUUACCGGUAUAUAUCCUCCCUCUUCGGGCAAAAUACUGGUCAACGGUUACGACGUGUCGACCGCCACUCGUGAGGCCCGAAAGAGUAUCGGCUAUUGUCCACAGGAAAACAUACUUUUCAACGACUUGUCUGUUGAACAACACCUCCAACUCUACGCUGUUCUGAAGGACAUCCCGAGCGAUAAGAUUGUGUCUGAAAUCACUCGAGUGCUGACAAUAAUCCGAUUGAGCGACAAAAGGCAUUGGAAGAGUUCACUUCUCUCCGGAGGUAUGAAACGGAAGCUAAGUCUAGGAAUCGCUAUCAUCGGCACCACAGAAGUCCUGAUACUGGAUGAGCCGACCUCUGGUAUGGAUCCUGAGGCCCGUCGAGCCAUUUGGGAUGUCUUACAACACGUCCGCAGAGAGAAGACUAUACUUCUGACCACUCAUUACAUGGAAGAGGCGGACGUAUUGGGCGACAGAAUAGCGAUUAUGUCUGAAGGAGUGCUCAAGUGUUGCGGUUCUCCGAUAUUUCUGAAGAAGCGAUUCGGCGCCGGAUAUCACCUCAGAAUCGCAAAGACAGACAAUUAUAGCAAACAAUUGGUUGACACGACUCCCCAGAAGUAUUUGCCGGACAGUCGUCUUCAAAGUGAAAUCAAUACUGAAGUGAUUUAUUCACUCGAAUCCGACGACAACUCGAAAGAGACGGACAAAAAUAUAUUCCCGAAACUCUUUGACGAACUCGAGAGCCGUAAACAAGAGCUCGGAUUCAACUCAUUUGGCAUAACUGUGACCACAAUGGAAGACGUGUUUCUCAAAGUCGGUUCUCAUGAAGAGGUGGACAACGGAAAGAAGGCUUCGCAGGAGAAGAUAGAAAGACAGUACAUGAAUGAAGACGGCUUUAAACUGAUCCAAAUGUCAGUAUUGGGUCUUCUGGUGAAGCGUUUUCAUUACAGUCGCAGACAUUGGGCGAUGUUGUUGUUCCAGAUCGUCAUUCCGGGCGUACUCUUCAUACUUGUUAUUCUGGCCGACAAUAGCGUCAGAUCUGCGACCACUCAGAAAUCUAAGUCAAUUACACUCGAUCUCCAGGAACUAUACGGCCGUACGAUUGGAUUCUACUACAACUUGGACCCAAACACUCACGACUUCGGCGCCAAUCACUACAUACCGAACGCCGAGAGACACGGCGUGACCGCAAACCUAUUGCCCAACAAUAAUUAUCCACCGGAUUGGCUGCUGGAAAAGAGUCGCGAUUUUGAGCAAUACGUGUUGAAGUAUGUGUUGGGCGGCGCCGUCAGCAACACUUCCGGUACUCUCAACCCUCAGAUAUGGUUUAACUACGAGUCCACUCAUUCACUCCCGUUAUCUGUAAACUUGAUGUAUGAGUCACUCGUUCGCCAAUUGGUGUUCAAACUUAAGAACUUCACGAUUACCACAAUCUUAGAACCGCUCAAAAGGCUGGUCGCCGGCAGCGGUACGUCUGAAGAAUAUUACAAUUCUUUGUCCAUCANACUCUUAAUGCCGAUUAUGUUACCAUUUUUGACCGCCUCUUACAUCAUAUACCCCAUCAUUGAGAGGGCCUCGAAGUCCAAAGCCCUGCAACUGAUGACUGGUCUGUCUUCGGCCGUGUAUUGGCUGUCAAACUACUUGUUUGAUAUAUUGAACCACUUGUUAGCGAUCACACUAUUAUCACUUGUAAUCUAUAUGUUUGACGUAAACGAAGCGUUUUUCAAGGGCUGGCAGUCGGGCACCGCUUUCUUCCUAUUGUUACUGGCAUUUGGUUUGUCGUCGAUAUCCAUAGCCUAUUGUCUCUCCUUUUGGUUCAACUCAUCGCCAAUCGGUUUUUCAUUAUUACUGGUGUUUAAUCUGUUGUUUGGUUUCAUUGUAAAUGCCAUUUACUCGGGCUAUAACAUGAACUCAUACUUAAAACCGAACGAAACACCAGAGGAGGGUUUAUUAUGGAUUAUACACGCGUUCCGAUUGAUACCCAUAUUCUCGAUAAACUAUGGCUUCACAAAGAUAUAUAUAAUUAAUGUGAGCAAACAGUUGUGCGCCAAAGUAUUGGAUGCCAUUAAAGCGUCGUACGGCAGCUCUUUGCCGCCAAACUUUCCCACCGAAUGGCCCGACCCGUGGCCGCCAUAUUUACCGAAACCCGCGGGUUAUAGCAAUAUGACAGCGUGUAAACACUUGAAUCCGUGGACUAUGAAUCCGGCGGGCAUUGGCCGCGAACUAAUCGGUCUGAUAUUGUCGGCGCUGUUAUUCAUAAUCGUGUUAUUGAUUAUCGAAGAAAAUUUUUGCCUAAUUAAUCGCCGAAAGAAUUACUCCCCGAAUCUCCAUCUCGUGGCCAAUGAUAGUCAAGACGCGGAUGUGUUGGCCGAACGACAGCGCGUGGAUCAGCUCAUGAAGAGCCCGGAGCUAAGGGCACAGGAGGGCAUUGUUGUGGUGAAUCUGUGUAAGAGUUUCGGCAACUUUCAAGCUGUAGAUCACCUGACAUUCGGCGUCCAUAAGAACGAGUGCUUCGGUCUGUUGGGAGUGAACGGCGCCGGAAAGACCACAACGUUUUCAAUGCUCACCGGAGAGCUGUUCCCCAACGACGGCAACGCUUACAUCGAUUCCGUCGAUUUGGUUCACCAGCCGAAGCCUUUCGGUCGUCGUAUCGGCUAUUGUCCACAAUUUGACGCACUUCUGGAUCGACUGACCGGCGAAGAGAUGCUCUACUUAUUCGCUCGAUUGCGGGGAAUACCCGCCGAACACACGGACGCCGCGGUCACAGCAGUCAUACACGCCAUUGAUCUCCAGCUUCACUGCAAACACACGACAAAGAACUACAGCGGAGGUAAUAAACGUAAACUAUCGCUGGGU
Messenger RNA from Medioppia subpectinata, 2979 nucleotides. Lineage: Eukaryota; Metazoa; Arthropoda; Arachnida; Sarcoptiformes; Oppiidae. The record is from the annotation of a GenBank genome assembly.